AUAAACAAGGGCGUUAAUAUAUAAUUAUGAUAAACAGGUGUUAUUAUCACUGACUGUGAGAAUUUUACUGCAAUUUGUUUGAAGUUUCGUCUACGUUUAUUUUCCAAGUCAGAAGCCAGAAAUACUAACAUAAACAUAAAUUAUUCGUUCAUUGAUGAUAUUUUGAAAGCAGGAAAUUACAUAGACAAAAAUGAAUUCGCAUAGUAAUAAUGCAGCAAAGGAUCAAGAUCACAAAAUUGACACCGAAUUCAUCAUGAAAUUUCCUGCACCCUCAGCACCAGAUUAUCAUUACGAGCUGAAGACCAACUUGCAGAUUCCAUUUAAGGAUUCGGCACCCGAGCUGGCUUACCGACUGAUUUCUACACUUCGUCCUCCGUUUUACAUAUACGACGUUCUGAUUGAAAAUAUACAAAAUUUUGUGAAGGAGAAGCUAAAAAUUGAGCAGGAUCGUCUAGCUGAUGAAUUGGUCUCUAAUACCAUUAAGCAGAAAAACUCCGACAUUGAUGCACUUGUGAAGCAAUGGGAAAUUUCCUAUAAAACGGAAGUCACACAGUACUGCAGUCCGACAGCAAUGUCUGACGAAGAGCUGUUUGCCGAAGCGUACCACCAGCUCGUCCAUUCUCCAAUGCUGGACAAAGUUCUGAAGGGAAUUGAAGCCAUGUCUGCCCAAGUUAGUCAAAUGGUCACGCUCAGAGAUGCAGAAAUCAACCAACUCUCAUAUAAGCAAGAAAGAGAAAUGCAUCAGGCUAUAGAGAGUUUGUCGGAGGAUCAAAUAAAUUCACUGGCUAAUUCGCAUCUGGAGCACAAAGAGAUGCUGCACGUCCAGUGGGAAAGUCGUUUGGAUUCGUUAAAAACAACGCAACGAAGAGAGGCCAGGGCUUGGCUCGUUGGUCUCAGCCAACAGGCCCAGCCUGAUCAAAAUUUAUCCCUGUGGCCAGAAAUAGAGGAAGUUGCUCGAAAAGCUCCGACGCCCUCAAACCAAUCGGCGCCAACAAUGCAGGAAAGCUUCACAAUACACCUCGGCUCCCAAAUGAAGCAAAUGCACAAUGUGCGACUUCUUGCUAGUGAUAUUCUUGCUCUUUGUGAUUGUCCGGGCCAAACUCAGCGCAUCCACACAUCACUGUCUCUCUACUCAAACGAAUUACAAGGAUUGGUUUUUUUCACGGACUGCCAUUCACCGGCGACAUCCGCCUCUUUUGCCGCAUUUCGAGAUGUUUGCCAAAAUGGAACAGAGUUGCAUUUCUUGCCUGUUGAGCACCAACUCGAGAGCUUGACGUCUCAGGCCAGACAAGCCGUGGAAUGGAGGCUCCAGAAUAAUGACAACAAAAGCGGUGCCAUUCGUAGAAAUUUGCAGCCUGGUGAUUGCUACAUAACAAAACACUCUAGUCUUGCUGAGGCUCAUGUUGUUUAUCACAUUCUGAGUGAUGAUUCAGUGAUGUCAGAUGUGACAUCCAGAAAUCCUAUUAUUCUUGGCUUGAGAAACAUAUUGAAGACAUCCAGUGCUUAUGACAUAACUUGUUUGACCAUUCCACUGCUUCUAGUCCACGAAAUGUCAGAGGAAAUGACGGUGGUGUGGUGCACUAAAAGGGCAGAGCUUGUUUUCAAAUGCAUCAAAGGUUUCAUGAUUGAGACUGCAAGCUGGGGAGGAUCAGAACUGAAAACAAUUCAAUUUGUCCUUCCAGAAGGCAUAUCCGAGAACCUCUUCAAGAAUCUGUGCUUGAUGCUGUCAAGCAUUUUCAGAGUAUCAAACCCUUUGAAAUUUACCGGGAAGUGAAAAUACAAGAAUAAAUACAAGCACUAUUACUCAUCCACUGAGAUACUAUAUAGUUUUAA
This is a messenger RNA of Neocloeon triangulifer, 1833 nucleotides long. Its product is annotated as protein C12orf4. NCBI's taxonomy places the organism in Eukaryota, Metazoa, Arthropoda, Insecta, Ephemeroptera, Baetidae. The record is from RefSeq and is a predicted model, not a curated record. The transcript is spliced from 10 exons. The coding region runs from base 191 to 1774 and encodes 527 amino acids. Gene Ontology annotation, cellular component: cytoplasm.